AUGGCAGAAAUACCCAAACUUCAAGUGGCUAUUAUUGGAGGCGGCAUCGCCGGGCUGGCCGCCGCCAUUGCGCUCAAGGACCACCCCGCAGUAGACGUGCAGAUAUACGAACGGGCGGCCGAACUCCGCGAGAUCGGGGCCUCUAUUGCUCUCGGUCCCAAUGGAAUGCGCACGCUGGACCGGCUGGGCGUGGACAAUGCUCUGGACGACUCGGUUGCCUUUCGCAAUAAGUCGAGACAUCCAAUGAUAUAUCGUCACUGGAAAACAAAUGAAGACAUAUCAGUGGACAGUCAUAAAGGCCAUGUCGAGGACAGGCAUUUGACCUCACGCUUCUACAGAGCGCACUUACAUCAAGCUCUGGCCGAGCAUGUAGAGCCUUCCCAACUUCAUUUGUCCAAGGCCUUCAGCUCAGCCGACUUUGACGAAUCGAGCCAAAAGCUCACCAUUACCUUCACAGACGGAACAGUAACCCAGGCCGACCUCCUCCUUGGAGCCGACGGCAUCCACUCCAAAGUACGCACGCAAUACGUGCCAACAUCCCGAACAACCUGGACAGGCUGGACGACAUUGCGCUCAGUCUUUCCAAUAUCGCACCUCUCGCACAUUCCCGCGGCCGAUAUCCCAGACGAGGCCGUCCACAUUUGGGGCCCCGACCGUACCCUCUUUCUCUCGCGUCUGGGCCGGGACCUGUUUACCGUCGUCGGGUCCGCUCAGAGCGACCCCAACGCGCCAGACGCACCCUACCGGGACGCAACGUGGAACUCGGAUGGCGACGUGGCCGUCUUGCGCGAGUACUACCGGGACUGGAGUCCUGCUGUCCAGGCCAUCAUCAAUGCCGUGCCCCAUACGCGGGUAUACCCCAACAGCACGGCACACGCCCUGGAUACGUGGGUUCUCGGGGCCGGCAGGGUGACGCUGGCGGGCGACGCGGCGCACGCUCACGGCGGUGCGUUUGCCGCGGGAGGGAGCCUGGCUCUCGAUGAUGCGUGGGCCUUUGCUGCAUCCCUCUUCGAGGCUGUACCGCCGGAUGCUGCCCGGAAGCCCUCUGCUCGUGACGUUGCGGCUGCUCUUGCCUUGUAUGAGAGGACGAGGAAGCCGCAUACGGACCGCGUGAUGCACGUCGUGGCUCAGAUGAAUGCCAAGAAGAUUGAACAAGUCAAACGACAGGAUGCCACAACCGAUGAGGAGUUGAGACGAAAAAUGAAGGAGAGGGCUGAUACCAGUUGGAUUCAUGAGCACGAUGUGACGGAAGCUUUUGGAGCCGCCUUGGAAAGAGGGCUGACUGGACAAGAGCAGCAAGCUCGCCUGUAA
Messenger RNA from Pestalotiopsis fici W106-1, 1311 nucleotides. RefSeq lists its product as uncharacterized. Lineage: Eukaryota; Fungi; Ascomycota; Sordariomycetes; Amphisphaeriales; Sporocadaceae. Gene Ontology annotation, molecular function: FAD binding. The record is from RefSeq and is a predicted model, not a curated record. The coding region runs from base 1 to 1311 and encodes 436 amino acids. The transcript has 2 exons. Gene Ontology annotation, biological process: secondary metabolite biosynthetic process.